GAUUUCUUGCGCCGCGACAGGCGUGUCACAUACUACGCAACUCAAAUUUAAACUAAGUCGCGUUUGACAGGCUCCAUCAAUAACAUUUAAGCCAUGGCCACUGACACCCAAGAAACAGUGCCAGUCGCGGCUUCUGAUGAGACUCCCACAGAGCCCAAAAAGAAAUCUUCCUCCGGUAAGGUGAAAGCAACGGCGUCUGGGACACCAGCUAAAAAGAAGAAGUCUGGCAAAAAGAAGAAUCAACCUGGAAAAUACAGUAUGCUCGUGAUCGACAUUAUCCGUAAACUGACCGAGAGGAAUGGCUCUUCACUGGUCAAGAUUUACAACGAAGCCAAAAAAGUGAGCUGGUUCGACCAGCAAAACGGUCGCACCUACUUGCGGUACUCCAUCAAGGCACUGCUACUGAACGACUCUCUGAUUCAAGUGAAAGGUACCGGGGCCAACGGCUCCUUCAAGAUCAACAAGAAGAAGUUCGAGAAAUCGGGCGACAAGAAGAGCGCAUCUAAAGGCUCGAAGGCCCCCGCAGCUGUCAAGAAAGGCAAAAAGCCAUCGGAGAAGAAAGGCAAAAAGCCACCGGAGAAGAAAGGCAAGGCGAAGGCUAGUGCGAAGAAGAAGCAGCCCGACGCGCCUGCAGGAACCCCCAAGAAAGCAGCAAAGCCAAAGAAAACAGCCAAGAAGCCCACCGCUGCCAAGAAAGUGAAGCCGAAGAAGGUCACCAAGCCGUCCGUGCCCAAAGUUCCCAAAGCCAAGAAGGCGCCGAAGGAGUCAAAGUAGAAAACAUGGACUUGAGAUUUUUAUUUUUUUACGACUUUUGUGUCAGUAGCCAUUAACCUGGCAAUGUCUUGCAUUACCAUUCUAUAUGUUUUAGAGCCGAAAACGUUUAUUUUGCGCGCGUUUGCUUUGUUUCAUUUUGUGAAAGUUUCGUGACUUGUCUUUUGAAAUAGGGGUAAAUUACCUAUUAAUGUCUUAUUCGGUAACAUAACAUACAGCUGAUGUCAUGAUUAGACUGUAUUGCUUUUCGGUUCUUUUUGUAGCGCCCAGCUGAGUAUGUUGGAUUUAAGGGUAUUAAGUGUAUGUUACUUCAUUGGGAAAAGUUUAUAAUGCCUCGGGAAAUUCAAUAAUAUAUGUUAACUUAAAAUGUGGCGGGACCAUAAGAACGUUUUUAAAAAAUACUGAAACCAACUUUAUAUACCAUGUGUAAGUCCUGCUGUGCUCUUUCCAGUCUCUGUGAUUAUGGCUUACAUGUGCAUUAAAGUGUUAAUAAAAUUCUUAAAGUUGAAAAA
This is a messenger RNA of Brienomyrus brachyistius, 1283 nucleotides long. RefSeq names its product histone H1.10-like. Bases 94 to 774 code for a protein of 226 amino acids. The transcript has a single exon. Lineage: Eukaryota; Metazoa; Chordata; Actinopteri; Osteoglossiformes; Mormyridae. The record is from RefSeq and is a predicted model, not a curated record. Gene Ontology annotation, molecular function: DNA binding; structural constituent of chromatin. Gene Ontology annotation, cellular component: nucleosome. Gene Ontology annotation, biological process: nucleosome assembly.